CCGGGGAGGAGCAAGUUAGUCUGAGGCCAGCGGAGUGCUCACUCGGGUGGGCGGAUCGUAGCGGUGACAGAGACGCUCGCAGACUCCCGACAAACUGUCAAAAAGCGGACGACUAACGCCAUGGCGGAGUUAGACCUGAGUCUGAGCGACGCGCUGACGGACAGCGUUCCCCAGCAGGGCCCGGAGAGCCUGGUGGAGAAGGACUUUGUGGCUCAGUUGGAGGCGGAGGCUUUCGACGAUCAGGUCGGGGAGACGGUGGGAAAGACAGACUAUGUGCCCCUGCUGGACAACGACGACACCAGGGCAGACGGGGGUGCUACGUUGGAGAAUGGAGAGCAGGAAGCUCAUGGGGUGCAAAAGCCUGGUUGUAAGCUGACCGCGGGGGGACAGACAUCCGUGUUGCGCCCAGAGCCGCAGGGAGAGGUGUGGCCACACUCUUUUGACCAGCAGCAGGCCUCGGCUACAGACUUCUUAUCAGGCUCCAUGGCAGGUUAUUCAGAUCCUCUGGGCUCCCAGACCAGCCCUGCCCACAUGAUGGAUACUGGCCGGAUGGAAGCUUUUUCAGGUUUCUCCCAGCCUGGUGGGAUGGGGCUCAACGUGGAGGUGGGGGCUGCACCCCUCUCGGCAGAGAGGAUGUCAAGUAUAGCAGAACCCCAGCAUCCCACACCCCCGGCGGGCUCAGAGGCCCCUAAGGAGCACAGCCCCAUGCUGCCUGAACCCCAGCCACCUCGCAGCCCUCUGGAUGUGUCAGCAGGUGCCGUAGGUGACUGCUGGCCAGACGGGGCUGGCAUCCUAUCGGCAGACCUCCCUUUCACCCCCAGUGUUGCCAAUGUGAUCACUCGCCAUUGCGGCCAUCUCGCAGUCAGCCCUGAUGACUCACCUGACAGUUGGCCUGUCCGAGAGAGCACUGCGUAUGCUGGAGGCGACGAAAGGGAGGGAGAUGGUUCAGACCGAAAACAAAAGAAAAAGAAGAAAAGGCGACAGAAAGAUGAGGGAUCUUACGAACACCCCGAGAGCAGGGGUCACCCUGAGGUGCAGACACAAGGAGAAAACACAGAGGAGUUCUACCACAGGAUUGGCCCAAGGCGGGAUAGAGCAGAAGGUGGCUGGGAGGAGCAGCUUGGAAAGAGUGGAGGCCGUGGGAAGAAGGGUAAGAGCAGGAAGAAGAUUCCAGACGAGUGGGGAGUGGGAGCAGAACCGUUUGUCCCUUCGGCCGCGGUGACCUCUCAAAUCACUGAGGAGAAGUUGUUGGAUCUGGGGAGUUCUACUCAGGCAAACCUGGAGGCCUCGUUCGCAGACAUGGACACCAGCCAGAGCCCCUGGAAACAGGAGGUCUUCCCAGAAGAAGGCCUGGUCCCGUCCCCCCUGUCUGAGGACCUGUUCUCCCCAGCAGCUGCUCCCAUGAUCCCACUGGUCCUGAACAGCGAGCUGAAAGCCACAGCACCUCCAUUCACUAUGCCCUCCACCACCAACAGUGCGACACUUGGCUCCUUCCCCAUGGCUCCUCGCCCUGAUGAUCCAUUCGACCUCCUGAUGGAUACUGAAAAUGCAAGCUUAGGCAACAGCAGCCAGGCCUUUUCACCUGGCGGUGACUUGGUUGACAGCGGGAUGUUUGACAACACCAGUUCCCUCCUAGAGUCUCAUAUGCAAGUCAUGCCAGAGGGAGACACCUCUGCUUUCAGCCCUGCCUCCCAGCCGAGCCCAGGCCUUUCCCAAAAAGGCGAGGUGUUAGCCACGGCCCCACCUCUUUCACCUUCAGAUGCUUCAUGGCUCCUAAAUGACUCCAACGUGACCGGCAACAGCGAGCUCUUUGACUUCAGUGACAUGAGCGCCCCAGGUCAUCCUGUAACCUUAGGGCUGUCCUUCGAUACUCCAAGCCCAGCUCCUCUCCGCUCCCCCAAAACCACAGCACAGGAAUUCCAGCCCAAAGAGCACAAAGAUGCCAAAUCAGCCCAGAAGCAAUCCAAGAAGUCUCGUUCUUCAUCCUCCUCCUCCUCUGUCAAGAGUCCCACCUCUCCAGGAGCAAAGAAUUUCCCUUUCCAAGCAUCCCCACUCAUCAGCCCCUCUUCCCCUCCAUCGGCCACCCCAGGAUCUGGUCUUAACCCUACAGCUAAGCCCUUCUUUCCCAGCUUUGCUGAUCCCAUGGAUGAACCCGCCAUGGUCCCUCCAGUUGCCCCCGUCAUCGAAGUAAAAUCCGACAAGACCGAGAAGGCCGAGAAGAAGGAGGAGAAGCAGGAGGACAACGUAAAGAACGUGGACCUGUUUGACCCUCUGGAUAAACCUGAGCAGAAGAGCGUGACGGUGGAAUACGCAAUCAGUGAGACUCCAGCCAAGGUGGAGAAAGAGAUAGAGAAGGAGAAGGAGAAGCAGACAGAGACAGAAAAAGAGAAGGAGAAGGAGAAGGAGGCAGAGACAGAAAAAGAGAAGGAGAAGCAGAUAGAGACACAAACAGAGAAGGAGAAGGAGGCAGAAAAGGUGAAAGAGAAGGAAAAAGAGAUGAAAGAUGCAGAAAAAGUUAAAGAGGAGAAAGUGACAGAGAAAGUAAAGGUGACGGAGGCACAGGUAGAGAAGGUGGAAGAAAAAAAGGAGACAGAAAAGGAGAAGGAGAAAGUGGAGUCAGUGCAGCAGAAAGCAGAGAAGGAGGAUAAAAUGAUCAAGGUAGAAGAAUCACCUGAUAAAUCUGUGAAGACAGAUAAAAUAGACAAGACGGAGAAAACAGAAAAUGUGGAGAUGAAAGAAGAAGUCACCAGCAAAGUGGAGACAACAGAGAAUGUGGAAAAAGUGGACAAAAAUGAGAAGCCCAAAGUGGAAGAAAUAAUUGAGAACAAAAACACUGAGAAGCUCGAGAAGACAGAGAUGAAGGAUGACAAAGAGCAGCACGUGGACAAAGUUGAAAAAACCCCAGAGCCCCAGCUGACACCCGUCAAGCUCGAUACCAGUUCUGACAAGCUGGAGCAGAAGGCCGACGUGGAGGCAAAGACGACACCAGAGGUGGAAGACACCAAGAUAGAGACGGCCGACACAGACAAAGACAAGGACAAGAAGGCGGAGAAAGACGACGAGGUGGAGAAAGCGCCUGAGAAGCCGGUGGAGAAACCAACGCAGAAGAGCGAUAAGGAAGAGAAGCAGGACAAAGUGCAGGCCAACAAAAAGACUGUGGAGAAAAAGGACGACAAGAAGGACAAGGCUGCGAAAGCAGACGGAGGAGAGAAGGCCAAGAAGGCAAAACCUGCAACUAAUGGAAGCAGCGCCCCUCUGAGCAGAGACAUGGCAAGUGCAGAGAAGAAGACCAAGCCUGCUGCCGGGGUGACCAAACCGAGCACUGCUGCUAAAACGCGGCCGACUGCCGCAGCUGCAGGUGGUUCGGUCACAGCACCUACUAAGCGCCUCACAUCCUCCACCACCACCACCCUCUCAGACAAAAAAACAGCCACAACCAAGACACCAUCAUCAGCCGCCGCUGGUCCGAAGCGGCCAGCCACCACUUCCACCAGCCGCCCCACAUCCUCCUCCACCACCACUGCACGGGAUGUCAGGCCCAAGACAACUAUAGAGAAGCGCCCCCUUGUGCCAAAGGCCAGCACCGCCACCUCAACAGGCUCCACUGCUGCCACCAAAAAUGGAACUGCUACCACAGCAGCCAGUAAAGCUGCUACAUCAGUGCGCACGACGGCGUCUACCCGCACCGCUGCUACCACUGCAGCCAGGAGGCCUCUGGCCUCGAAGACAGACAGCAAACCAGGAGAGGAGAAGAAGCCCGGCACUCUGAGGACUUCCACAGCCGACUCCACCAAGCCCAAGACCACCACCACCCGCAGCACUGCUUCCACCACUGCUGCGUCACGCACUCGAACCACGGCAGCCAAACCGGCCACGCCCUCCUCCACCACUGGCACAGCACCAGAGAAGAAGCCCAUGGUGCCCCGCACCUCCCGGGCCACUUCCUCAACCACCAACACCACCACCACCGCCACCUCUAGGACCACCGCUCGCCCCAACACAGCACCGGCCCCCGACAUCCGCAAUGUCCGCUCUAAGAUCGGCUCUACGGACAACAUGAAGCACCAGCCCGGAGGAGGGAAGGUGUCAUCUGCCUCUCAGAGCAGGGGCGUGGCCUCCAAAGACACAAGCCAGGGCAAAGUUCAGAUAGUCUCCAAAAAGCUGGACUUCAGCCACGUCUCCUCACGCUUGGGUUCCAAGGACAAUAUGAAGCAUGUUCCUGGUGGAGGGAAUGUGCAGAUACUCAACAAGAAGGUGGACGUGAGUAAGGUGACAUCAAAGUGCGGCUCCAAGGACAACAUCAAGCACAAGCCUGGCGGUGGGGACGUGAAGAUCGAGUCCCACAAAGUGAGCUUCAGGGAAAAGGCUCAGUCCAAAGUGAGCUCCAUGGACAAUGUGAGCCAUUCACCUGGUGGAGGAAACGUUAAGGCUGAGGGGGGCCAGGAGACAACAGAGGGGAAUGGGACUCCCCUGAGUGGCACCGAGGCCCCGGCCCCAGGCUCCGAGCCAGGGCAGGCAGGGAGCCCUGCUGCCCAGGAGAAUGGGCUGAAGGAGGGGGCUCCCUGUGAUAGUGAGGGCCUCCGGGAGCCCCAGGCUCUGGACUCACGCAUCCCAGAGACAAAUUGAGUGUUUCAAGCUCAACUUCCGCGAGAAUGCUCGCUCUCGCACGGACCACGGCGCCGACAUCAUCACCUGGCCAGCCCCCCAAGACGACAACAGACCCCACCCGUACGGUUCCUCCCACUCUCUACACCAAAACCUCCGCCAGCAACACCCGACUCC
This is a messenger RNA of Epinephelus moara (kelp grouper), 4782 nucleotides long. Its product is annotated as microtubule-associated protein 4. The coding region runs from base 121 to 4626 and encodes 1501 amino acids. Lineage: Eukaryota; Metazoa; Chordata; Actinopteri; Perciformes; Serranidae. Gene Ontology annotation, cellular component: neuron projection. The record is from RefSeq and is a predicted model, not a curated record. Gene Ontology annotation, biological process: neuron projection development; microtubule cytoskeleton organization. The transcript has 18 exons. Gene Ontology annotation, molecular function: microtubule binding.